This is a messenger RNA of Penicillium griseofulvum, 1137 nucleotides long. RefSeq lists its product as uncharacterized. The transcript is spliced from 2 exons. Bases 1 to 1137 code for a protein of 378 amino acids. The record is from RefSeq and is a predicted model, not a curated record. NCBI's taxonomy places the organism in Eukaryota, Fungi, Ascomycota, Eurotiomycetes, Eurotiales, Aspergillaceae.
AUGAGAUACGUACUAUUUUCUUUGAGCGCGUUAGUGUUCUACACAGUUUUUUAUUUCGCUUCCAUCAAUGGGCUCGAUGCGCUAGCUCGCAAAUCCCUCGAAUUCGGCACCCUCCCCAGCAUUAACGCGCCCUUGAGAACAGUCUACACGGGGAUCGAGGCAGUCGACCACGUACUCGCCCUUUUGACUGUAUUCUUUUACCCGACACUCGAUGGCCACAACCCUGGUCUGCUACUUCAUGGUGUUGGAUUUAGUGGUACAUUCGGCGCAACCUGGACUUUGAUCGUUUUAGAAUCUUGGAGAAAGGGAAAUUCUGGCACAAUAGCCGCGUACCCCACAAUAUUCGGCCUCAUCGCUCAAGUAUUCACUUUUGCCUUUGGGAUCCCACUGACAUGUGGUCUUCAGCUGGGCUGCUCGAUCACUGCGCGCCGUCCUGAUGCAGAUAAUAUCCGCGUCCCGCGAGCAGUUCUCGCAGCUCUGCCCUUGAUCUUUGUUGUCGGAUACAUGGUGCCGACCGCGGUGAUGGCGUUGCCCGCCCCCUCUGUGAUUUCUGUGGACCUAAAGCAGAUCGCCAUUGCCAUCUGGCAUCCCUGGCCCGCCUACGUGUCUAUUCUGACCACGGUUGCCUACUUUACAUUAUCUCCUUUCCUCUCAAAUAACAGCCGGGUAACCAUGUCUAGCUUGCGCUGGGUCUACGCAUUUGCGUUUGUCAAUGCAUCUCUGUCGCACAUUGUGUCAUGGGUUGUCUCUUUGGCAACCGUCAUAGUGCCGGUUCUGUUUGAAGACCGCUUCCUGGGCUCCCUACACCCGACUAAUGUUUUCUCGAUUCCUCUCCCUUGGUCUGGGUUGACUGUUGAUAAUGUCGGUGACGGCGUCCAUGCUUUCCUUCGAUGGGACCAUAUAAUUGGUUCUACAGGUGUUCUGAUUUGGGCUAUCUCGCUGUAUACCGUUGCUCACAAACAAAUCCUCAGCACUGUAUCUUGGCCCAGUCUGCUGGUUAAGAUUGCUCUGUUGACUGUUCUUGCCGGCCCCGCAGGUGCUGCGGUGGAGUUGGUAUGGGAGAGAGAUGAGCUAGUGUUUACCGAGACGACUGGUGGUAGCAAGUACCAAGUUUCCAAGGCCAAGAAGUCUACCUGA